This is a messenger RNA of Triticum aestivum (bread wheat), 2427 nucleotides long. RefSeq names its product achilleol B synthase. Gene Ontology annotation, cellular component: lipid droplet. Gene Ontology annotation, molecular function: intramolecular transferase activity. Gene Ontology annotation, biological process: triterpenoid biosynthetic process. Bases 82 to 2154 code for a protein of 690 amino acids. The record is from RefSeq and is a predicted model, not a curated record. Lineage: Eukaryota; Viridiplantae; Streptophyta; Magnoliopsida; Poales; Poaceae. The transcript has 17 exons.
ACCACACGAUACGAGUAUAGUACAUUCUGGGUUAGCUAGCUAGCUAGUCACAGUGACCGGCAGCGGCAGGGAGGGAGGGAGAUGUGGAGGCUGAAGGUGUCGGAGGGUGGCGGGCCGUGGUUGCGGUCGGUGAACAACUUCCUUGGCAGGGCAGUGUGGGAGUUCGACCCCGACCACGGCACGCCGGAGGAGCGCGCCGAGGUUGAUAGAGUCCGCCGGGAGUUCACCCAGCGCCGCUUCCAGAAGAGGGAGUCACAUGAUCUUCUUAUGCGCAUGCAGUAUGCAAAAGAAAAGCAUCUUCAGGUUCAGGUGGAUCAUCCGGCCAUCAAGCUUGUAGAUAUUGCACAAGUCACACAAGAGACCAUAUUAACAUCAUUGAGGCGAGCCCUUAGUCAACACUCUGCUCUGCAAGCACACGAUGGGCAUUGGCCUGGCGAUUACAGCGGAAUUAUGUUCAUUAUGCCCAUCUUGAUAUUUGCUCUACAUGUUACUAGAACACUCAAUACCGUCCUUUCAAGAGAACAUCGGCGUGAGAUUUGUCGCUAUAUUUACAACCAUCAGAAUAAAGAUGGUGGUUGGGGCACACAAGUGUUGGGGCCAAGCACCAUGUUUGGAUCAUGCUUAAACUAUGUUACCCUGAGGCUUCUUGAUGAGGUGGACAAUGAAGCCUUGAUCAAGGGGCGUGCUUGGAUUCUAUUGCAUGGAAGUGCAGCUGCAAUACCACAAUGGGGAAAGAUAUGGCUCUCUGUGGUCGGUUUGUAUGAAUGGUCUGGAAAUAAUUUGAUCAUUCCUGAACUAUGGCUUGUCCCACAUUUUCUUCCAAUUCAUCCAGGACGAUUUUGGUGCUUUUGCCGGUUGAUUUAUAUGCCAAUGUCUUAUCUGUAUGGUAAAAAGUUUGUUGGCCCAAUUACACCAACAAUAUUGGCAAUACGAGAGGAGCUCUAUAGCAUACCAUACCGUGAGGUCGAUUGGAAUAAAGCACGUGAUACUUGUGCCAAGGCACUAAAUAUGAUUUGUUGUUGGAUUGAUGAUCCAAAGUCAGAUGCAUUGAAGUUUCAUAUUCCAAGGAUCUAUGAUUAUUUAUGGCUGGCAGAAGAUGGCAUGAAAGCACAGGUAUACGAUGGUUGUCAAAGUUGGGAGACAGCUUUUAUUAUCCAAGCAUAUUGCUCAACAGACCUUAUUAAUGAGUUUGGCCCAAUACUUCGAAAAGCCCAUGAAUUCAUUAAAAAUUCACAGGUUCUUGAGAACCAUCCUGACAGCAAAACUUAUUACCGCCAUAGAUCGAAAGGUUCAUGGACACUUUCAACAGCAGAUAAUGGUUGGUCUGUAUCAGAUUGUACUGCAGAAGCACUUAAGGCAUUAGUAUUGUUAUCCAAGAUCUCUCCUAAUCUUGUGGGGGAACCAAUAAAAGGAGAAGGGUUGUAUGAUGCAGUGGAUUGCUUACUUUCUUUCAUGAACAAAGAUGGUACCUUUUCUACAUACGAGUGUAAGAGAACUACUUCAUUGAUUGAGGUUCUCAACCCUUCUGAGACUUUUCUGAAUAUUAUGGUUGACUAUCCAUCCGUCGAAUGCACAUCAUCGAUGCUUCAAGCCUUGAUUAUGUUUAGAGAAAUUUACCCGGGGUACCGCAAAGAAGAGAUAGGACAAUGCAUAAAAAAUGCUUCUGUGUUUAUUGAGAAUAGUCAACGAAAGGAUGGCUCAUGGUAUGGCACUUGGGGUAUAUGUUUCACUUAUGGAACAUUAUUUGCUGUACAAGGAUUAAUAGCUUCUGGAAGAACUUACGAAAAUAGUUCCUUCAUACGCAAUGCAUGCAACUUUCUGUUGUCAAAGCAGCUAAAUACAGGUGGAUGGGGAGAGACUUAUCUUUCUAGUGAAACUGAGUCUUACGUGGAUGCCGCUAGUCCUCAUGCAGUCAACACUGCUUGGGCAAUGUUAGCUUUAAUUUAUGCUGGGCAGGUUGAACGAGAUCCCGCACCACUAUAUCAUGCUGCAAAAGAAUUGAUCAAUAUGCAACUAGACACAGGCGAGUUUCCGCAGCAAGAACACAUUGGAUGCUUCAACUGCUCCUUUUACUACAAUUACGGCAACUACAGCAAUUUAUUCCCCAUCUGGGCUCUUGGGGAGUUCCGUCGUCGACUGCAUGAGAAGAACUGAAUCCGCUGAACAUGAUCCAACAGAAGAUGGAAAAUGGGCUAUAGACAAACUACAUCUAUGAAUCGUUGCGCUUGACUUCCAGAGUUAAUUAGGCAGUACGCUGAUUGCUGAAAUAAUACUUGAGUGCUGAAUACUAUAGCCUAAUAACUCUGGAGAAAAGUCUAGGAAUUUUUAUGUGAUGGAGCUGUGGUAUGUAAUAAUACUCUGGAAAACAAUGUAUGCAGGAAGUGUAUUCAUUCAAAUAAUAUCUUAUAUUCCAAUUGGAAUAUCCAA